Messenger RNA from Necator americanus (New World hookworm), 291 nucleotides. RefSeq lists its product as uncharacterized. The record is from RefSeq and is a predicted model, not a curated record. NCBI's taxonomy places the organism in Eukaryota, Metazoa, Nematoda, Chromadorea, Rhabditida, Ancylostomatidae. Bases 1 to 291 code for a protein of 96 amino acids. The transcript is spliced from 3 exons.
AUGAAAGGAAGCAGAAACGAGCUCAUACUACAAAAAUUGACCUACUUUUCCAUUAUCCAUCGUCAUAAGGACAAGAAGGUGAGUAAGAGUAUACGUGUGGGAAUGCAACGACAUGACGAAAUAGCACGUGUUUACAAGAGACGUGAGGCAGAAAAAAUAAUGACAAUGUCGACAACUGGUUCUCCACUUUUGCCGUAUGCCAUGUCGCAUGAUUUCGAUUUGCCUCUCUCGAGUAAAUCGUCUAUAAAAGGCAGGCGUAGAUGGGAGAUCGGAGGUUCGAAUCAGCUGUGA